AUGUAUGACCUGGGAUUACACUUAACCUUGGGUGGGAACAAAUCCUUUGGCCUAAUAUCGAAACAUAUCCCAAUCCUCCAUCCAUACUCGUCUCCUAGUAAAGCCACGCCCUCGCCUCCAAUCCAUACUCAUCACAAAAAUGGCGCUAACACAACAGAAGGAAUCACAGUAACCGUACCAGUUCUCGUUCUCACACUCUCCGUCGCUGUCAUCUUCCUUUUCUUCCUCCUCUCCUCUCUCUCGAUCUGCAACUGCCCUAUCUCGUCCGCCUCAAACGCCGCCGUUUCCUCUUCCGUCCACCUGCCGCUGAAAGGGUACCUCUCCGGAGACCGGAUUUCGCCGACGCCAGCCGACAUUGAGUGGGUGAAGGAUCAGAUAUCUCGAAACGGACUUCAUAUGCAAGACAAUGUGCUGAGGAAAGGGAUCAACCCCCGCACUAGAGCUCAGCAGCUUCAAGAUCUUAUCCAAUUCAAAGGCAUAUCACAUUAUGAAGAGCCUGAAGCAAGCAAUCACACGGCCCUACCAUGCCCCGGUGAGCUCCUUGUCGAGGAGCAUCACAGCAACUAUGGGGAGCCCUGGGUGGGUGGUCGAGAUGUGUUUGAGUUCCUUGCUCAGGCAACUCGCUUGACGCUCAAUUCACAUGUCCUUGAGAUUGGAUGUGGCACACUUCGCGUAGGCCUGCAUUUUAUUCGGUAUCUAAGCCCUGAACACUUUCAUUGCCUUGAGAGAGAUGAGCUAUCUUUAAUGGCUGCUUUCAGAUAUGAACUCCCUUCCCAAGGUCUUCUAAAUAAGCGUCCUCUGAUUGUGCGAGGUGAGGAUAUGGAUUUCACCAAGUUUGGUUCUGAAAUUGUGUAUGAUUUGAUAUAUGCUAGUGCUGUGUUUCUUCAUAUGCCUGACAAACUUGUGUGGCUUGGGCUUGAGAGGCUAGCGAAUAAGUUGAAACCUUAUGAUGGGCGAAUCUUUGUGUCCCAUAACAUAAAGUUUUGCUCACGAUUAGGAGGGGAGGAGUGUACGAAGAGGCUCACAAGUUUGGGACUUGAAUAUAUUGGGAAGCAUACACAUGAUAGCUUGCUUUUUAAUCACUACGAGAUCUGGUUUGAAUUUGGGCUGUCCAAAGCAUAGGGUUCUUCAGCAUUGCCCUUUUGGAUUUUGAUUCUUUGUAACUCUGAAGCAACAGGUGAAGUUAUAGCUUAUGAUUGGCCUCCAGUCAAUUGUUGUGUUGCCUCUGAUAACUUCCAAGUGUUUUGGAAGGUUAACUUACGAGCUGUUGAUCAAGAAUUGAUGAUUUCACAGAUUUUUAUCAAAGUGGAUCAUGGAGGAUUGUGUGCAGCCCGGGGACAUUCUUUGUUCUUUUCAAGGAGAAGGAUUAUGCAUAACUUGGGACUUUCGAGAUCAACAAAACUAUACGUAGGUUACAUAGAUAAUGAUGUGUCGUUAUAUGAUUGAGUGAUUUUGAAUUAAGGAAAAAAUAACAUCCAAUUCUACGAUGAGACAUCAUCUGUAUAACCAUUUGUAUACUAAAAGAUUUAUACAAACGGUAUUGCUCUUUUGAGAUAUACUACUGGAUUGGUAAGGUGGGAGAGGUUCAUGCUAUUUGGGACUAUCAAAUUAUUUAGUUUUUGUAAUCGAAAUGCUGAUAGCACAAACUGAUGAAUAAAUGAAACUGUAACAUUUCAUUGCA
Messenger RNA from Mangifera indica (mango), 1681 nucleotides. RefSeq lists its product as uncharacterized. The record is from RefSeq and is a predicted model, not a curated record. NCBI's taxonomy places the organism in Eukaryota, Viridiplantae, Streptophyta, Magnoliopsida, Sapindales, Anacardiaceae. The coding region runs from base 1 to 1122 and encodes 373 amino acids. The transcript is spliced from 3 exons.